This is a messenger RNA of Miniopterus natalensis, 2357 nucleotides long. It is a transcript of the gene EFEMP1, whose product is annotated as EGF-like fibulin extracellular matrix protein 1. Gene Ontology annotation, molecular function: calcium ion binding. Lineage: Eukaryota; Metazoa; Chordata; Mammalia; Chiroptera; Miniopteridae. The record is from RefSeq and is a predicted model, not a curated record.
UCACCAAGGCCGACUCAGACCCCAGAUAUCAUGCGCCAAACGUGCCAUCUUCGGCCUGGGGUUCCGGCGUGUAUGGGAACUGGGAAGAGGGGCUGGCAAAGAAGGGAGGCGGGGCGGCGGCGAGAGCGCCGGCAGAGGGGCGCGCCCCCAGCCUCGCAGAGCUCUCCCGCCGGGCUCGCGGCGCUUGGCUCAGCCCACGCGCCUCCCCCGGCUCUCUCCUCCGCCCCCCUUCGCCCUCCCUCUUCCCUCCCUCUCUCCUCCUCCUCCUGCGGCAGCCUCCGCCGCUGCCAGACCUCGCCAGUUCCGACCCACGGGGCUGCCCUCCCCUGCACUCUCCCCUCGCUGCCCGGCCCGGAGCGCAGCGCUGCCGCGCAGAUUCACGAUGCUGAAAGCCCUUUUCCUGACUAUGCUGACUCUGGCGCUGGUCAAGUCACAGGACACCGAGGAAACCAUCACGUACACGCAAUGCACAGAUGGAUAUGAGUGGGACCCCGUAAGACAGCAGUGCAAAGAUAUUGAUGAAUGUGACAUUGUCCCAGAUGCCUGCAAAGGUGGAAUGAAAUGCGUCAACCAUUAUGGAGGAUACCUCUGUCUUCCUAAAUCAGCCCAGAUUAUUGUCAAUAAUGAACAACCUCAGCUAGAACCACCAGCAUCCGAAAAUGUGGGUGCAGCUGCAAAUGCAGUCGCAGCCGCGGGUACAGGUGGGGGUGUAGCAGCCAGUGGCAUGGCAACCAGUGGAGUGGUGCCCGGGACUGGUUAUGUUGCCAGUGCUGCUGCAGUUGCAGGCCCAGAAGUGCAGACCAGCAGAAAUAACUUUGUCAUCCGGAGGAAUCCAGCUGACCCUCAGCGCAUUCCCUCUAACCCUUCUCACCGGAUCCAGUGUGCAACAGGCUAUGAGCAGAGUGAGCAUAACAUCUGCCAAGACAUAGAUGAGUGCACCGCAGGGACACACAACUGUAGAGCCGACCAGGUGUGCAUCAAUUUACGUGGCUCCUUCGCCUGCCAGUGUCCUAUAGGGUAUCAGAAGCGAGGAGAUCAGUGUGUGGACAUAGAUGAAUGCACCAUGCCUCCAUAUUGCCACCAAAGAUGCGUGAACACACCAGGAUCGUUUUAUUGCCAGUGCAGUCCUGGGUUUCAGUUGGCGGCCAACAAUUAUACCUGCGUAGACAUAAAUGAAUGUGAUGCCAGCAAUCAAUGUGCCCAGCAAUGCUACAACAUUCUUGGUUCAUUCAUCUGUCAGUGUAAUCAAGGAUAUGAGCUAAGUAGUGACAGGCUCAACUGUGAAGACAUUGAUGAAUGCAGAACCUCAAGUUACCUGUGUCAAUAUCAAUGUGUCAAUGAGCCUGGGAAAUUCUCGUGUAUGUGCCCUCAGGGAUACCAAGUGGUGAGAGGUAGAACAUGUCAGGAUAUAAAUGAGUGUGAGACCACAAAUGAAUGUCGGGAAGAUGAAAUGUGUUGGAAUUAUCAUGGAGGCUUCCGUUGUUACCCACGAAAUCCUUGUCAGGAUCCCUACAUUCUAGCAUCAGAGAACCGAUGUAUUUGCACAGUCACAAAUGCAGUGUGCCGAGAACUCCCCCAGUCCAUAGUCUACAAAUAUAUGAGCAUCCGAUCUGAUAGGUCUGUGCCAUCAGACAUCUUCCAGAUACAGGCUACAACCGUUUAUGCCAACACUAUCAAUACUUUUCAGAUUAAAUCUGGAAAUGAAAAUGGAGAAUUCUACCUAAGACAAACAAGUCCUGUAAGUGCAAUGCUGGUGCUGGUGAAGUCGCUAACAGGACCAAGAGAAUAUAUUGUGGACCUGGAGAUGCUGACAGUCAACAGUAUAGGAACCUUCCGCACAAGCUCAGUGUUAAGAUUGACAAUAAUAGUGGGGCCAUUUUCAUUUUAGUCUUUUAAAAGAGUCCACUAGAGGCAUUUAAAUCAGCCAAAGAAUAUUGUUACCUUAAAGCACUAUUUUAUUUAUAGACAUACCUAGUACAUCUACAUCUAUAUACUGUACACUCACCAAUAAUUCAAACAAUUACACCAUGGUAUAAAGUGGGCAUUUAAUCUGUAAAGAUUCAAAGUUUGCCUUUAUUACUAUAUGUAAAUUAGACAUUAAUCCACUAAACUGGUCUUCUGCAAGAGAGCUAAGCAUACUCUAUCCGGUGAAACUUGGAUUCUUUUCUGUAAAAGUGGGACCAAGCAAUGAUUAUCUUCUGUGGUGCUUAAGGAAACUUACUACAGCUCCACUGACAGUCUCAUUAGGAGGCACCCAUCAUAACAUUGAAUAGCAAGUUCAAGAAUGAGGUUUUUUUAACUGCUUUGUAAGAAAAUGGAAAAAGUCAAUAAAGAUAUAUUUCUUUAGAAAAUGAGGA